Molecule: messenger RNA, 366 nt
Organism: Laccaria bicolor S238N-H82
Lineage: Eukaryota; Fungi; Basidiomycota; Agaricomycetes; Agaricales; Hydnangiaceae
Exons: 5
Coding region: 1-366 (121 amino acids)
Biological process (GO): mRNA splicing, via spliceosome
Cellular component (GO): U12-type spliceosomal complex; U2 snRNP; precatalytic spliceosome
Source: RefSeq, a predicted model, not a curated record
AUGUCGAAACAUCAUCCAGAUCUUAUAAUGUGCCGACGUCAGCCUGGCAUCGCAAUUGGUCGCUUAUGCGAGAAAUGCGACGGGAAAUGUCCUGUUUGUGAUUCGUACGUCCGACCAGAAACUCUUGUUCGGAUAUGCGACGAGUGUAACUUUGGUACAUAUGGGGGACGAUGCAUAAUUUGCGGCUCACCUGGUAUCUCUGACGCGUAUUAUUGUGCGGAGUGCACGCGACUCGAGAAGGAUCGUGAUGGCUGCCCGAAAAUUGUGAAUCUGGGUGCAAGCAGGACGGACUUGUUCUAUGAACGACGUCGUCUAGGCAAGUUGCCAACAGUACCUUGCCUGUGUCAUGCUCACUCAGUAUUUUAG